AACACACACUCAAAUUAACACUCUCAAAGGCUCUCAAUUUUCAUUUUUCCUUUAUCCUUUUAGGAUAAAUUGAGAUUAGUUCAAUAUUUAUAAAAUGUCACCAGCCAUCACAAAUAAAACAAGCAACAAAAUCCACAACAUUGUUAGAGUACGUCACAUGCUUCGCAGAUGGCGUCACAGAUCAUCGUCAACAACAUCUUCAAAUCGUAUCAUGGCAACAGAUGUGCCAGCAGGACACGUGGCAGUAUGUGUUGGAACAAAUUACAAACGUUUUAUUGUUAGAGCAACUUAUUUAAACCAUCCAAUGUUUCAAAAGCUGUUAACAGAAGCUGAAGAAGAAUAUGGGUUUAACAACAUCGGUCCUUUGACUAUUCCUUGUGAAGAAUCCGAGUUUGAACAGAUUCUCCGGUUCGUUUCUAGACCGGAGUCGAACCGGUUUGUGAAUCUUGAAGAUUUUAAGAGAUGUUGUCAUGUGGGUUAUGUUGCUGACCGACUUGAAUCUAAGCCACUUCUUCAUGGAUCUGUUUGUUAAGAUAAAAACAAAUAUGUAGUCUAGAUUGUAACUGAUUCGACUCGGUCCGAGUUUGAUGAUCUAACUAGCUACUUUUCUAGAAAUAUUUUUUAUGGGUGAAAGUGGUUACUAGAAUUUUGAAUUUUUUUUUUUUUAAGUUUUGGUUUGUAUGUGUUUUUGCUUGGGUGAUGGCAAAGAUGAGUUGUAAGUUGACUCGGUCCGAGUCGUCCCGAGUUGCAGAAAAUGGAAAUGAAAUUAAGUGCACAUUAUUACUUUGUAA
Messenger RNA from Erigeron canadensis, 791 nucleotides. RefSeq names its product indole-3-acetic acid-induced protein ARG7-like. The record is from RefSeq and is a predicted model, not a curated record. Gene Ontology annotation, biological process: response to auxin. Lineage: Eukaryota; Viridiplantae; Streptophyta; Magnoliopsida; Asterales; Asteraceae. The transcript has a single exon. Bases 95 to 532 code for a protein of 145 amino acids.